AUGUCUAAUUUUCGAGCUCUCCAACCAGCACCCAUGGAUCAGGAGCCAGCACCACAACCACAAACACGACCGAUUUUGACAUCGAAGCCAAAGCGUACAGUAACACUCGGUGCCUGUGUUGCCUGCCGGAAACGAAAGUCGAAGUGCGAUGGCAACCGUCCUGUGUGCACUUGCUGCUCUCAGAAGGACACGGAAUGCAUUUACGAGCUUGGCCCGAAUGAGAAGCCAUCUCAGGCGAUGAAGAGGAAAAACGAGGAGAUGCAGGGUGAGCUGUCCAAUUUGCGGCAGCUCUAUGACUUCCUUCGAUUGCGGCCUGAACACGAAGCUAUGGACAUCCUCAGGCGCAUCAGAUCGAACUCGCCUGAUGUGGUUCCAUCUCAACGCAUCCAAGAACUUGCAGACUUUGUCCGUCACGGGGACCUGCUCACACAACAGCCACGGCUCACGCCACCUAUGAGCACCCAUGAGCGAGAUUCCCUCCAUCCUGUCACACUUCCUCCGCUUCGCCAGGCCUUAGAUUCCCCAGGCCCCAUGGACUCUUACAAUCUGCCUUACCCACCCAUGGGCUUCGAUGGGCCAGCCACGCAACGACGGAGACACACUCACGAUCUGUCUGCUCGCACAGGCAGUCAAAGCGGUUUGCCACGGCCCACGUCCAUCGAGGCCAUUUUGCAUACUCCUUCGACUGCCGCUGUGGACGAUCUGGCUGCGGAUCCACGCUUGGGCUAUGUGAACAAAUGGACAAGAGUCACAGAUGACACUGGCUUCUUGGCCCACCUUUUCACUAUUUGGACUGAAAGAGAACAUGUUUACUAUCAUUUUGUGGACCGGGAGGCCUUCCUGGCGGACAUGUCGAGUAGCCGUGGCGACUUCUGUUCGGAACUUCUAGUCAAUGUUGUGCUUACAUCUGCGUGUUUUCAUUCGUCCGCGGUGAAAGAUCGCAACAAGCCGUUUUCCGAGACCUCGAUCCAGACUUCUUUUUACUAUGAGGCAAGAAGAUUGUGGGAUCUCGAGAUUGGGAAAGACAGCCUGACAAAGGUGCAAGCCGGCAUGAUCAUGUAUCUUGUACUUGCAAAAUACGGUCGGGACAGGGAGGGACAGACAUACCUUCAAGGGGCAUGUAGUUCUGCCAAAAACCUCGGCUUGUUUGAUCAUGAGUCGCCAGAAAACAACACAACACCCACCCACAUCUCCGUCGACAGAUGGAAAAGAGCUCGAGCCGUGACUGCUUGGGCGCUACACAACUUCCAGCUAUCAAUGGCCAUCACCUACUCGUUCCCAGUUAUCAUCAAUGUGCUCCCUUCGAUGCCGAUUCCUUACCGACAGGAGGUUGAACCUAUAUUUCGCUCCGAAUGCGCAUUGUACUCGAUCCUGUUUGACUGCGUCAGCAUCAUACAAGACGGCGAGUACACCAAUUCACACGAAGGGGAAAGCGCAGACAGGAUAGAAGCCUGCCUCUCGCGUCUCAGAUCCUGGUGGCUCUCGCGACCGUUGAGCUUGGACCCCGACAUGAUGCAAUACAACGUCAAUAUCGUUAAGCUCUUUCAGCCAGUCCUGGAUUGCGAGAAAGCCCCCGAACAGGCCGCAUCGUACAUUGACCGCGCCCGAUCUGUCACCUCAGCCGCUCUGAGGGAAAUCCGGCGCCUAGUAAUUCUACACGAUACACAUCAUGGAUGGUCAAACGCCAUCACAUUUGUCAUACAAGGCAUCACAGUCGCGAGUUUCGGUACCCUCGAUGAGAUAAUGUACAAGCCGGUCUUGCCCCAAACCGCAUCCGACGAUCGAUACCAGGGCCUCGUCACUUGCCUCCGUGCACUCACCGUUCUCCUCAGCUAUAGCUACUACGCUCAGCCAAUUUUCCGACUGUUGACACAAAAGUGUACCACGUUGGGAGUACGGCUGCCUGCUGAGGUACAAGGAGCCCUGGACUUUUGCACAAGCGAGGAGUGGACUAAAAAUGCUGCUGAAUUGGUCAGUAGCCAGUACAUUGCGGACAUACGCUCUGUCAGGUACAACACAGAAACAUCGAGAAUGGACGCUGUCAUCUCGAGAUGGGAAGGCUUGACCCUUGAAGACGAGGAGGCGCACGAUUUGGACACAGCGAGGCGGUCGGAUGUUUGA
This is a messenger RNA of Boeremia exigua, 2121 nucleotides long. RefSeq lists its product as uncharacterized. Bases 1 to 2121 code for a protein of 706 amino acids. NCBI's taxonomy places the organism in Eukaryota, Fungi, Ascomycota, Dothideomycetes, Pleosporales, Didymellaceae. The transcript has 7 exons. Gene Ontology annotation, biological process: DNA-templated transcription; regulation of DNA-templated transcription. Gene Ontology annotation, molecular function: zinc ion binding; DNA binding; DNA-binding transcription factor activity, RNA polymerase II-specific. The record is from RefSeq and is a predicted model, not a curated record.